This is a messenger RNA of Aspergillus pseudonomiae, 1778 nucleotides long. RefSeq names its product Gfo/Idh/MocA family oxidoreductase. The coding region runs from base 222 to 1301 and encodes 359 amino acids. The record is from RefSeq and is a predicted model, not a curated record. Lineage: Eukaryota; Fungi; Ascomycota; Eurotiomycetes; Eurotiales; Aspergillaceae. The transcript has a single exon. Gene Ontology annotation, molecular function: nucleotide binding.
CUCCACUUCCUCAUCAUACAGAUCCCGUUCGUGUAAGGUGACAUGGAAGAAGCAUUUUAACGUUCCAUCCAUCGUAAAUGCUACGUUAGAACAUGUGUUAGCUCAUCCUACUGUUUUGGCCAAAAGACAACCACCUCUCCAACUGCACUCCCUUCCUGCUUUCGCCUUUCUUCCUUCUACAAGAAAGAGAUCUACAAAUAUUUAGUAAGAGAGACUUCGAAAUGGAAACAUAUUCAGACCAACGGUUAUCGGUUGUAGUGGUUGGCAUGGGCCAGAUGGGUCACAGCCAUGCCCUGGCGUACCACCGUAACCCAGGUUUUCAGAUUAUUGGUCUCUAUAAUCGCAGUCCGGUCAAGAACCUACCGGAUGAGCUCAAGGACUAUCCUUUCUUAUCGAGCUUCGAGGAGGCUCUCGCACUCAAGCCAAAUGUUGUAUCGAUCAACACGCACACGGCAACGCAUGCUGAUUACGCCGUGGCAGCGAUGGAGUCCGGGGCCCAUGUUUUUGUAGAAAAGCCUCUAGCAACAACAGUCGAAGAUGCAGAACGUGUGGUGACCACAGCCCAGCAAACCAAUCGCAAACUCGUCAUCGGCUAUAUCCUCCGGCAUCACCCCAGCUGGAUCGAAUUCAUCCACCGCGCUCGACAGCUCGGCCCACCGUUUGUCAUGCGGAUGAACCUGAAUCAGCGCUCUAGUGGCGACGCGUGGGCUAUUCAUCAACGUCUCCUCGAGGAUGUGAAAAAUCCGAUCGUGGACUGUGGCGUGCAUUAUGUGGAUGUGAUGUUGCAAAUUGCUGGCAGCAAGCCGGUCCAAGUACGUGGCAUGGGCCUUCGUCUCUGUGAUGAUCUUCCGUCAGCUGAACAGGUCAACUAUGGCCAUCUUCAAGUGCUGUUUGCCAAUGGAUCGGUUGGGUGGUAUGAAGCCGGAUGGGGUCCAAUGAUAUCGGAGACAGCGUACUUCGUGAAAGAUGUGAUGGGCCCACGGGGCUCAGUCUCAAUUGUGAUGGAUGAGGCAGAUAGCGGCGAUAGUGCUGGGGCCUCGGCCAAUAUAAACAGCCACACAAAGACAUCGACUCUACGCAUGAGUACUGUGGUUGACGGGCGCGCUCGAGAUCAGAUCCUAUCGAUGGAGGGUGAGCCGGACCAUUACGAGCUAUGUUCCCGGGAGCAACAGUUUCUGCUGGAUGCCAUUCGUGAGGAUCGAGAUCUCACACAACAUAUGAAUGAUGCCAUUCAAUCCUUAUCAAUUGUGCUCGCAGCAGAUCGCUCAAUGCGGGAAAACUGUGCAAUUGACCUUCUCUAGGAAAUACUUUUGACAUCUUUUAUCAAUAUUGCAGUAGAUGAAUUAAAAAAAAAAAGCCACCAAAUCUCUCUCAUUACGUGGUUAGUCUCGUUAUUAUAUUAGGUGCCUGUACCUACUAUGGGUGAUACUCAACUAUAUGCAGAUUAUACGCUGGACUUCAACGUUAUUCUAUUACAACCGAGCAUUGUCCAAAUCUAUUAAUCUAAUCUAGUUUAGUCUAUAACUCUCCAGUCUUUUGAUCUUCCAGGGGAUAGCCCCUUGAUGUAUGUACUUUUACGGAUUGAUAAGCAUUAGCGUCAGACCUUCUCGUCGUCCGUCCCCUUCUUCCCAUCCCCACCGUGACCCUGUCUGCCAAUUUUUAGAAAGGCACACAGUGGAAUGCCGAGGGAGGCAAUGCCUGCGCAGUACAGGAAUGUCGCACUAUACGGCUCGAUCGGGUCAUUUUUGAAAUACCCGGUUGUGGUCGUCCCUCUCGCU